UGUAGCAAAACCCAUUCGCUAAAUCCUAGAGUCGUUUGCUUUCGAUAUUCUGAGGCCCGUAACAAUGGCAGAGGAGGUGGUUCUGCUCGAUUCUUGGGCUAGCAUGUUUGGGAUGAGGGUCAGGGUUGCCCUUGCUGAGAAGGGGAUCAAGUAUGAGUACAGGGAGGAAGACUUGAAGAACAAGAGCGAUCUGCUUCUCCAGAUGAAUCCAGUUCAUAAGAAAAUCCCAGUUCUCAUCCACAGUGGGAAACCGAUAUGCGAGUCCUUAAUUAUUGUUCAAUAUAUCGACGAGGUCUGGAACGAUAAGUCUCCAUUGUUGCCCUCUGAUCCUUACAAGAGAGCUCAAGCUAGGUUCUGGGCUGAUUUUGUUGAUAAGAAGGUUCUGACAUUGUUCAUCCUAAGCUACAAUCUAUGGGGAGUGGUAAUACAAUGUGCGUGCAAAGUGCAGGUGGCUGAUGCUGGGAUUAAACUAGGGAGCACAAAAGGAGAAGAGCACGAGGCGGCAAAGAAGCAGUUCCUUGAAAUCUUGAAGACAUUGGAGGAAGAGCUUGGUGAGAAGCCUUACUUUGGGGGUGAAACAUUUGGGUUUGUGGAUGUUGCUUUUGUCACUUUCUACAGCUGGUUCCAUACAUUUGAGACAUUUGGAGAAUUCAGCACGGAAGCAGAGCACCCCAAGAUUAUCGCAUGGGCAAAGAGGUGCAUGCAAAAGGAGAGUGUCGCCAAGACUCUUCCUGACCAGCAGAAGGUCUACGAAUAUGUCCUGGGUGUGACCAAGAGGUCUUUAGGAGAGUAACGGUUUAGCCCCAACAUUGAAGUGCUACCGUAUGUAUUUGCAAUGUUUAAAGGAUGGUUUUUAUGUGUCCGUUAGAGGCUUAGAGCUUUGUUGAAUACUGUGUCUCUGUUGAACGUUUUUUUAAAGGAUAAUUUAGUCCCGUAUCCUUACGUAGUUAAGGUGA
Messenger RNA from Carya illinoinensis, 956 nucleotides. Its product is annotated as probable glutathione S-transferase. Gene Ontology annotation, cellular component: cytoplasm. Gene Ontology annotation, biological process: glutathione metabolic process. Lineage: Eukaryota; Viridiplantae; Streptophyta; Magnoliopsida; Fagales; Juglandaceae. Gene Ontology annotation, molecular function: glutathione transferase activity. Bases 65 to 793 code for a protein of 242 amino acids. The record is from RefSeq and is a predicted model, not a curated record. The transcript is spliced from 2 exons.